CGCCAGACGACUUCACGACGAAAUCAGAAAUGGGCGCCAAACGAGAAAAGGACGUGGUAGUGGAGAUUGGGAACUAUUACGCUAUCAUAGGCAAGGAUGGGCGUGAAUACAAAGUUGAAGUUUUAGGGAAACGUAUAACAGAUACAGAAACGGACGUCUAUCUCCAUUAUGAAGGCACGGACAAGCGGCUUGAUGAAUGGGUCGAUAUAACGAGACUUUUGCCAUUAAGCACACAACCUUCAAAUGAUGAGAUGUUGCAGGAUAAAACUAAACCAGUAUCAAGCCAGGAAGGCAGACAAGAAACAUCGAUCUCUCCGUCAGAUACAUCAUCAGAAAGUCACAGACCGAAGCGUAAAAUUGUCAAGGACGAAGUAGCAUUACUUCUGGAGUCAUUAAAAUCAGCUGCACGCAAGACAUCUGGCGAUGCUGGUCAGGAACGCAAUACGGGCGGUUACAGCCACCAUGGACAUGACCAUGAUGAUGAAGAGCUGCCGAGAGUCCGGAAUGUUGAGUGGAUCCUUUAUGCUGGAUAUGAUAUCGCAACCUGGUAUUACUCUCCAUUUCCUGAGGAGUAUCAGGACUGUCAAAGGCUAUUCAUCUGCGAAUACUGCCUUAAAUAUAUUCGACAAGUGGACAGCUUCAUCAACCAUACAAAAAAUUGCAAACGUAAAAGACCUCCAGGCACCGUUGUCUAUUCUAAAGGCAUCAACAAGAUUUAUAAAGUGGAUGGGAAAACAAACAAGCUUUAUUGUCAAAACUUGUCGUUAUUGGCCAAGUUAUUCCUGGAUAACAAGACACUAUACUUUGACAUUCAUGGAUUCCAUUUCUUUGUCCUGACUGAGACUCGAUCAGACCGUACUGACGUACCUGUCGGCUUCUUUUCAAAGGAGAUCGUUUCCUAUGAUGGCUACAACUUGGCCUGCAUUUUGAUUCUUCCUCCAUUUCAACGAAAGUCAUAUGGAAAGCUCUUAAUAGAAUUCAGUUAUGAACUGACUAAAAUCGAGGGCAAAGUUGGAUCUCCAGAAAAGCCACUUUCGGAUUUAGGCAAGCUUGGCUACAUGUCCUACUGGAUAACAGCCAUCCUCCGUGAAUUAUACCCAAAGCCAUGGCCCGCAAAACGCGUCAUGCUCCCUACUACAGCUCGGCGUAAGGGCAAAUCUACCGCAAAGACGAUACAGCUGGGUAGUUCAUCUCAUUCAGUGCAAAGUGAGCAGUCAGCGGUUGCGUCCACAAAGGCUCAAGGGAAACUGUUACCUGCUAAACAGGCUAUUGAAGAUCAAGGCCCUGGACCCAUGGAUGUUGAUAUAGUAUCCCCCGUAGAUGGGCUAGAUAAGCCAAUGAAUGAUGAAACCCAAGAAAACACCAAUGAAGAAAUUGCACUUUCAUUGCGUGAAUUGGCGGCGAGAACUGGUAUUAUGGAAGAGGAUUUACUCGAGACCCUUGUGACGAUGGGUUGGAUGACUCAUUGGCUCUCUCUUGCAGACCAAGCAGCAUCUGCGACAGUGAAGAAUGCCAAGCGGCGUUAUCGAAAACUAAUAAAAUUUAAUGAGCAACAGCAAUUGUUGGAGAAGUAUGGGGUAGUACAAGAGCCAGGGACCGCGGGUCAACAAGAUGGUCACCGUGAUUAUGACAGUGGCCCGGGUCAGUUCCCUAACUACACCAAGCUGCAUGUUCGUCAAUUAUCUGGUGCUAACGCCAGUGGAUCGAUCAAUUCUGCAGUGGUGCGUGAAUCAGCUGGCAUGCAGCAACAUCAGAGUGGGUUGAUGCGGCAGCGUCUGACACACGAGGUUGAUCCUGUGUCGAUCCUCGAGAUACCAGAGAGUGAUGAUGAGGAAAGCCAGGGAGAUCCCUUUACUGAACAGUCGACGGUGGAAUCAUCCCUAGGCACAUCUGGUUUAAAGGAUGUAGCUGUUGUCACAUUGGAGAUGGUCAAGGACUACCAAUAUCGGCAUAACAUCCGGUUAGAUCCGUAUCUGGAUUGGAAUGCUAUUGAUUGGGUCGCGUAUCGAAGUACGCUUGAGCAAUGAAAAGAGGCAUACGAAGAAUAAAGGAGAGAUCCGACCCCG
Molecule: messenger RNA, 2066 nt
Organism: Lobosporangium transversale
Lineage: Eukaryota; Fungi; Mortierellomycota; Mortierellomycetes; Mortierellales; Mortierellaceae
Product: acyl-CoA N-acyltransferase
Exons: 7
Coding region: 30-2027 (665 amino acids)
Biological process (GO): regulation of DNA-templated transcription
Molecular function (GO): histone acetyltransferase activity
Source: RefSeq, a predicted model, not a curated record